GGUCUAAGAUGAACCAGAUCAACAGUGUUGUGCAGGCUGGCCUCCACCUUACAGCGUCCAUCCCAUCACUCUCCCCGUCCUUGGCACUCUCCUCCCCGUGUCUUGCUUUAGCGCCACUGAGCCACCUGUUGCAGUAACACCCCUUUAACUGUCACAAAGAACCAAAGAUCGAAACGGGUGAAGGAGUGUAGUGGUGCUUGCGCGGUGAUGUAAACAAGUGGUGGUGUGAGGUACGUUGUGUGAAGUGAAGAUAUGGUGCGUUACUGAUGGUCUGGUGUGGGUAUCUAAACCUGUGGCGUUAGUUGCCCACAUCCCGGAUUACUGCACUAGCCAACGUCAUUAUCAACCUUGUUAACACGACAAAUCAACAUCAGUUGGUAGUGGGUGAGCGCCAGGUAACCUGGUAGUGCCUCUUUAAAAAGUAUAUUUUGUACAAGAGAGAAGCUCAGGAGAGCCAAAACAGCGACAAAAUUACGCAGGAAGCUUUCAUCUCGCCAAUAUUUACGAGGAGCGAGCAGGGUAACUGUGAUAUUGUAUCUGUGUUAUCAUGCAGGUGGCAGCCAGCCCAUCCUGGGUGCCAACUUACCCACUAAACAAGUGAGGUGAUCAAUUUAUACUGGACAGGACCACUGAAACAAAAGUGUCACUGAAGCAACAUUGUACUAUAUACUGUAUACAGUAUGGUACAGUAUUAAAAAAAACUUUGAAAGCAGUAAACGAACUUUAAUAUUUUCAUAAUUAUAAUCCCAAGUGCAAUCUUCAGUUGCAAAAUAUAGAGCAACACCAACAAAAUAUAAUUCCCUGUAUACCGGAUGUGUUUGAAGAUGUGUUGAAAAGAAACAACAAUAAAUCUACAGUCUACUAAGAGUUGUGCUUCAUUUGGUUCCACAAUUUUAUCAAAGAUUUGAUCUCAACUUGUGAUCCCAGAAAUCAUAAUUGACCACGACACUAACUGUACCAGAGCUCAGCGAUGAAUCCCCAAAGACUUUUAAUAUAAGGAGGCCACAUGGACCCUCAUAAGAGAACAACAAAAAUAAGAACACAACAAGCCAAACUACAGAAAAAUUUUAGCAGAAAUAUUUAUACACAUCUGUUUUGUUUGUGUAUAUCAGCCCCAGCAUUUGCAUCAACUGAAAAUUAUUCCUUCAGUAUAUGACACCUACAGUAUAAGGAGCAUGGAGCACCUUGAAGUGAUGCCCGUCAGUACUCGUGUGGUAUGUCUCAAUGCCCCACAUCUCAAGUCUCUGUGUGUGUUUGAGGCUCUUUCUCGUACCUUGGGAUGCUACUACAACCAUCAUCGCUCACAGAUUGUGUCUUGCCAAGGUAUGGUGCGACUUCCAGCACCGAGGAUCAUGCGUAUACGUGGCCACGCAUCCCAUACCCAUACCCCUGGUGAAACACCCACCAAACACACCACUCUACAGAUGGGGACGUACCUCGUGUUUUACCUCACGCACUGGACGCACAUAAGGGAAUGCAACCUGGUACUCAACGGUAUAGAAAAAGUCCCACGUACAAAUGUUCCGCCGAGGAUCAUACUUGAACGUAUCCACAGCCCGGACAGCACAGAGUCACCACCAUCACACAAAGAUGAGACCCAAACAAACGGCGAUACAAGGGAAGGAUUUAGCCUAACAAGGGUAAACACACUACCUCUGCCCGACCAUAGCAACAUAGCCGAAGCCAAUAAUCCCACCAGCCUUCCCGCAUCACCCAAAAAUUACGUCAGGAGGGACCCCAGUCGUAGCAUUAACCAAGAAAGUCAAGGAUGCCUACAAGUCAACAACAAAAUAGAGACAGCACAAAAACAGAAGAGAGAAAAUAUACAAAAGAAUGAACCAGAGAGACAAAUGGCACAGAAGGAGGUGGAGAAGACACAUAAUCACAUUACCCUCAAUAUGGACGAGACGGAGGAAAUCACAACGCUACUGGAUGAGGACGAGGAUGAAUACACUUCCGAUACAUCUGAUGAUCUCCACAAGGUGGUGAGGAAACGGCUGUCAGUGGACAUCACGCCGCUCCUCAACCCUCACCCUAAGGACAAACUUCUCGUCCUUCUUCUAAGACCAGCCGAGGAGACACAAGCUUGGCAGUUCCUAUCAUCAUGCUUGAAGAUAACUCACUCUAGCAGCAGGACCAUGGUGGUGGAUGGCUCUGGCACUAUCAAGAAGGCUCUCACCAGGACCAAGCCUCUCUACUUCUCUAAGAAUGGAAAUGUGCACAGAAUCUAAUCACAGCCUACACAAAUUACUACAAUGAUCCUCCACACUCAUUAAAAUAUGUACCUGAAACAA
Messenger RNA from Homarus americanus (American lobster), 2294 nucleotides. RefSeq lists its product as uncharacterized. The record is from RefSeq and is a predicted model, not a curated record. The transcript has 7 exons. NCBI's taxonomy places the organism in Eukaryota, Metazoa, Arthropoda, Malacostraca, Decapoda, Nephropidae. Bases 1176 to 2231 code for a protein of 351 amino acids.